AGAGUUUUUAUUUUCCUCCACUGCCCACAAGGCAUCGAUUCUCUCUUUCUCUCUCUCUCUCUCCUCUGUGUAUUUUUGCCGCUAGCUCUGCUCUGGUUUUGAUUUUGAUUCCUUGUGUUCCCAAAAAGAUUUAUUUCUUUUGUUUUAUAAAGAAAGAAAAAAAAAAGAAGAAAAUUGAUUUCCUCUUUCCAUGGAUGCCUUCUCUUAGAUUAGUAGUGUAGUUUUUAUUUUUUGUGUAGCUGUUGUACACAUUUAACAUCCCAUAGUGAAUGAUUCAGAUUCACAUCUCUUUUCUUUUAUUCCUUCCUCUCACCAUCACACCUCUAAGUUUGCUCUAUAAAUACACAUUUCCCCUCCCUUACCUUCUCUUAUAUUUUCCAUUGGUAUUUCAAACUUUGAACUACUAAAAUCACAACAAAGUCUCUAAAUUGUAGUGAAAAAAGAUCAUUCAACAACAAUGAGCUAUUCUCAUCAAAGCAUGGGUUCUGGUAGUAGAAGUACAAGGGGCUAUGAGUUUGGAAGGACUUAUGUUGUGAGGCCUAAAGGAAAGCACCAAGCUACUAUUGUUUGGUUGCAUGGUCUUGGAGAUAAUGGCUCCAGCUCUUCUCAGCUCUUGGAGAGCCUACCUCUUCCAAACAUAAAAUGGAUUUGUCCAACUGCUCCUUCGCGUCCUGUUUCGCUUCUGGGUGGAUUCCCUUGCACUGCCUGGUUUGACGUGGGAGAAAUUUCUGAGGAUCUUCAUGAUGAUAUAGAAGGCUUAGAUGCUUCAGCUGCACAUAUUGCUAACCUCUUAUCCGCUGAACCAACAGAUGUCAAAGUUGGGAUAGGAGGUUUCAGUAUGGGUGCAGCAAUAGCUCUCUACUCCACGACGUGCUACGCUCUUGGGCGUUAUGGAACCGGACAUCCUUAUACUAUUAACCUACGAGCUACUGUAGGACUUAGUGGUUGGCUUCCUGGUUGGAGGAGCUUAAGGAGCAAAAUAGAAAGUUCGAAUGAGGUUGCAAGGCGCGCUGCAUCGAUACCAAUCAUACUUGCACAUGGAACUUCGGAUGAUGUAGUUCCUUAUAGAUUUGGAGAAAAAUCUGCCCAUUCACUUGCCAUGGCUGGAUUCCGACAAACUAUGUUCAAACCAUAUGAAGGGCUUGGUCACUAUACGGUUCCUAAAGAAAUGGAUGAGGUGGUUCACUGGCUCGCCUCAAGGCUUGGUCUCGAGGGCUCACGUUAAACUCUACAAGCAUCUUCUAAGCAUCUCUAUAGCUACUAUACAAUGGUGUAGAAUAUUUAUAUUAUAUAUAAGGGGUGGGGGUUUCUUGGGGUAUACGGUAUUCUCAUGUUCUACUGUUUUGUGAUUUUUUCAUGCUUUUCUGCUGUUCUAUUCUUGAUUAUGAAUAAUAAUAAUAAAUAAAAAGGCUCUUUGUGCUUC
Arabidopsis lyrata subsp. lyrata is the source of this 1423-nucleotide messenger RNA. Its product is annotated as acyl-protein thioesterase 2. The record is from RefSeq and is a predicted model, not a curated record. The transcript has 9 exons. The coding region runs from base 458 to 1225 and encodes 255 amino acids. Gene Ontology annotation, molecular function: hydrolase activity. NCBI's taxonomy places the organism in Eukaryota, Viridiplantae, Streptophyta, Magnoliopsida, Brassicales, Brassicaceae.